AUGGCGACCGACACGCUUAGCUUGAAUGUGAGCCUCCCAAGUGGUCUUUGCAAAGCGGUGGAAGUGCCAAAGAGCUCCAAGGUUCUGGACCUGAAGCUGGCGGUUCAGAAGUCCAUUGGUCAGCACUUUCUGCGACUGAUCAGUGCUGACGGUCGACUUUUGAAAUUGACCGAAACUUUGGAAGAGCUUGGAAUCCAAGACGGAGAGCAUCUGACUGCCCUGGUGCAACCCGUGGAAGUGGCCGCCACCGACCGGGCCUUCGCCCUCUGGUGCCGCGGCUCUGGUGAUCUUUACGUCGCCAGCACCUUUUUCUUUCAGAAGCUCACGGCGGGUGGCGUGGAGAACGGAGAAGCCGGCUGGCAGAACGUCCGGAGGUGGACACGGUCUCUACCACAUGGCCUUUUGGGGCAAAGGUUCGUGAUCUUACCCAUCAACGAGCAGAACAUUCACUGGUGGCUGGCAGUGGUGUGCCAUGCACGGUAUGCCAUAGAGCCCGAAGCUGAUGGUGCAAGCUUUCCGCUGGGGAAGACGCCCCGGAUCGUCUGCCUUGACUCAGCGCAAGAGCCGCUUUUGAAGCACCGUGCCGUGGCCUUCCUCCGAGGGUACCUCUGGAAGGAAUGGUGCGAGCGUCAUCCGAGCGCAACGCCUGAGGAGCCUGAUAAGGUCAAUGAGUUGAUCAACUUGAAGGCCAUUGCUGCGGAGGUGCCUAAGCAAGCGAAUGGUUUCGACUGUGGGAUCUUCAUCAUUGAGUAUCUCUUGCAUCUUCUUCAAUCUAAGUCGGCCUUAGCAGGCCUAGGCUUAGCUCGGCACAAGCACUGGUUCGGACAAAAGUCUGUGACCUUCCGGCGCAAGCGGCUGAAGUGGAUCGCGCAAUUGCUCCAACAUCAUGCGGAGCGCUUCGAGGAGACAGAUGUGGGCCGCCUGCUACAGGAGCCGAAGCUCAAGAAGUCGGUGGCUCAAGCUUUGACGGAAGUGCCUGAUAGGAAGGAGGCCGAAAGAUUCCAAAAAGCAGUGGAUGCCCUUCGCUCGGGCAAAGAGGUGGACUACACGAAGAUCAGAAAGGAAGUUGGGCCCGAGCCGCCUGAAGAGAGCCCCAAAAAGACGCCCAAGCUGAAGCGUGGAGCUCCAAAAGCAGGAGCGAAGGGCCGUGCCACAAAGCCCAAAGUGCAUCACCGGCCUGCCUAA
Durusdinium trenchii is the source of this 1185-nucleotide messenger RNA. NCBI's taxonomy places the organism in Eukaryota, Dinophyceae, Suessiales, Symbiodiniaceae. The record is from the annotation of a GenBank genome assembly.